AAUAAGUAUUAUUAUUAUACAGGUGCCGACUAUUUACUGAACACUUACUUUUUGUGGGAUCAGGUCCUGGGGAAGUGCAAUACUGUAAGCCCCCGUUUUGCUGAGCGGGCGUUUAAUAACAUUUGGACCAGCAGAGACGGACACCUGUGGCUUUGUGAUUGGAUUGAACCGUCUCUCCCCCUCCUCCCUGCUCGCGAUAAUGCCCAAGCAUCGGGUUUGUUGUUCGCUCUCAGGCGGGUUUGUGAAAGGUUUGGUCUCCGCUGCCUGUAAUCGGAUCUGACUGCGCGGCGCAAAGAGGACACGAGAGGUCAUUAUAGCAGAAACCAGGAAGUCAGCAUGAACACUCUGUCCACUGACAGGAAGCCUCUUGUGGAUUACGGCGUCCAGAUCCGCUUCAUCAAGGACCUCCACGACACAGGCGGAGGUUAUCCUGAGAAAUCCAGAGGGAACAACAGCGCAACCCCUCCUUCCAAUAAGUACGGGGUGGCAGUGCACGUUCAGGGAAUCUCCGGACAGCCCUAUGUGGUCCUGAAAGAUGGCGAGAAGGGGGACUCUUAUGGAGUUCAGCUGAACAGCCCCAGCCCCAGUUCAGAGCUACCUUCACCAAGCAACAUACUCCCCAAAACAAAUAAAGGACCAGCAGAAUCAGCAAACCCUUUUAGCCCUGCUGCAAAUACAGCACGCUCCCCAGCAGACGAUGAGGUCAGGGAGAUUUUUGGGAGCCCCCAUAAAAGACCUCCAGGGGACGGUCAAGCAGGAACACAAGGGGAUGAGGAGAGUGGAGCUGGCAGAAAAGCUGAACCCCAACACAAAGCAACUGCCCGCGAAGCAGAGAGAAACAGAGAUAGGACUAGUAAUGAGGGGUAUAACGAAGCAGGCCUGAAGCCUGUCAAAUUCAACGGUACGGGACCCAGAGGGUUCAAGCAAACUAGCUCUGGUUACACCGGCUCUUUGGGAAGACGCAGUGGGAGGGGGAUAAGCACAGAGUCCCCUUCGGAGUCUCUCCCAAAACCUCCAGCAUCAACUAUUGUGGAACCCAUCCCAGAAAUUGACACCAACUCCCUGGCUCCCAUCAACAAGCUCAUCAGUAAGUUCAACACCGGGACGCCAGCCGGCGCCCCACAGACGAGAGGCCGCUCCGGAGCGAGGCAGAGGCUUAGGUUUGACGAGCACCGGCGGUCAAGAAGCCUUGAUGCGAGAAAAGAUGUCAAGGCCGAGAUUCCCUCUCCUAGCUCUCCGACACCGAAUCCCUACGCUGUUCCCCUGUCUACAUCCUCCAAGUUGUUGGCUGCAUCUGUCCCAGCGAGCAGUAGCCUGGGUAGCAGCCCUGCAUCUGUUUCCAGGGUGACGGCGCUCGAGGCCGCCCAGCCGAGCUUCAAGUCACCGGGGAAGUUUGUUGCAAAGGACAACCAUCCAGCUGUAGCCAACAAGCCUGAGAUCACUCCGAGGAAUCAAAGCGAAGUCAACGGGGAGGAAGCUCAAGUGAAGCAACCUGUUUACAACGUUCUUAAAAAUGGCACCAGUGAGAGUGACAGAUACCUCAAAAGAAACAUCAACCUCGUCUCUGAGACAAAUGGCAGUUUUAAGAAAGGAGGAUCUGAUGGAAGCCUCCAAAAGGGGAAACUUGAGGAGCUUCAGGAGCAACUCACUCGCUGCAAGAAUGAACUGCAGCAAGUGCAGGAUGAACUGGCUGAGGAGCGGAUGGCCAGAGUGGGGGCGGACUCUCGUCUGCGCCUACAGGAAGAUCAGCUGGCUGAGCUUCAGGAGGAGCUGAGGAGGGUCUCAGAAAACUCGCUUCACUCAGUGCAGACGAACGUGAUGACUCUGCAGGCCGACCUGGCUGAGGCUGCCAUGUUGCGUCGGCGCCAGGAGGAGGUUCUACACCAGCGGGAGCGGGAGCUGACGGCCCUGAAGGGGGCGCUAAAGGAGGAGGUGGAGUGCCAUGACAGGGAGAUGGAGACCCUGAGGGAGCAGUACAGCCAGGACAUGGACAACCUAAGAACAACCAUGGAGCAGUUCACACAGUCUCAGGAGCAGAUAGAAGAGGAGCGCGAGAGGGUGAAUGCCUCCAUGUUGACUCUGCAGGAAGAACUGGAGGGCUGCAGAGAUGAAGAAGAGCAGUGGAAGACGCAGCUGGACGCCACCGUACAGGAGCUGCACAACAGCAGAGAAGACAGCGGGACGCACGCCACCAGCAGUCAAAUGCUGCUGAAAUCUCGUUUGCAGAGGGAUGAAUAUGAGGGCGAGCUGAAAGAUCGUAAGGACUUACUGCUCAGCGCGCAGAAACAAACGCCUGCGUCUGCCGAUAACUUGUCUUUAGCCGAGGAGCUUCGGCGUUGCCAUGAUGAUCUGAAGAGGGCUCGCGCUGAUCUGGACAAACAAAAGGGCGAGUUGGACGAGAAGAGAGAGACACUUCGAACCCUCAAGAAAGCAAGUGGAGAGAAAGAGGCUGAGCUUCUGUCUGAGAUCAGCAGGUUGAAGGUGGAGUCGCAGAAAGACAAGGCCGAGCUGGAAAAGGAGCUCGAGAAGGCAAAGGAGUCAUCAGUCGGGUCUUCAGGAAAGACUGUGGUGGACCACGGCGCCAACCUGGAGCUCCAGGAAGCAAACACUCGCCUCAGGGAGAGGCUGGCCCGCAUGACGAGGCUUCACUCCAGCGCGCCCCGGAGCCCAGAGACUGAGGAGGCGGUGGAAGCUCUGGAGGAUGAGAACCGCUCCCUGAAGACUCAGCUGGAGGAGGCCAAGAGAGGAGUCACCCGCCUGAGCAAGGAGAAGGACGAGCUGGCCCGGCGGCUGGAGGAGAGGGACCUGGAGAGGGAGGCGCUGAGGAGGGGCAAGAGUGACCUGGAGGAGCAGAAGAGGCUGCUUGACCGAGCCCUGGAGAAGAUGAACAAAGAGAUGGAGAUAAUGAUGGGAGAUUCCCGUCAGUCAGUUGCCACCCUUCAGACGCAACUUGAAGACUACAGGGAGCGCUCGAGAAAGGACAUGCUAGAAGCCCAGCGCAACUACAAAGACCGGCUGGUGGAGCUGCAGAGGGCUCAGAACAUCCUCAAGGCCCAGCAGGAAGAGGUUUCCCGUCUGAAGAAGGAGCUGCUGGUGUGCAGCGAGGAGAGAGACAGCGCCCAGUUGGAGAGAGACCUCUUCAGCAACCGUCUCAAACACUUGGACAGCGAACUAGAAUCAGAGAAGAGCACCCACACCGACCGCUCCAGGGAGAUCAGGGGCCUGGAGGAUAAGAUUAAGACCACGGAGAUCGAACUGGAUGAGGAGAGGAGCAGCGUGGAGCUUCUGAACGAACGCAUCACGCGUACCAGAGAUCAGGUGGACCAGCUUCGCUCCGAGCUGAUGCAGGAGCGUUCAGCGAGACACGACCUUGAAAUGGACAAGAGCGCACUUGAGAGACAGAUAAAGGAGUUGAAGUCCCGCGUGGUGGACAUGGAGGGACACACUCGGCCCUCGCCUGCACUCAACCUGCUGGAAAACAAAAUUCAAGAGUUGGAGGAGAUGCUACACAGUGAAGAAAGAGAGAAGGCCAGUAUCCAGGCCUCUCUGAGACGAAUGGAGAGGAAACUGAAAGAGCUAAAUGCCACGUUAGACCAGGAGAGAAGCCAGCAUGUUGAGCAGAGAGAUCAGCUGACCCUGCGCGUGAAGGCCUUGAAGCGGCAGGUGGACGAGAGUGAGGGAGAGGUGGAGCGCUUGGAGGGAGUCCGCCGGAAGGUUCUCAGGGACUUGGAAGAGCAGCAGGAGCUCCAGGAGGUGAUGCACGCCAAAGUCACAGCCCUGGAGACUGAACUAAAGCGGAAGUCACAGCACACGCAUCGUGCAGCUCUGGGCUCCUCCACUUUAAGCUCCGAGGACGAGGAGGGUUUCUAUGACACCAACAUCUCCUCCAUCCUGAACGAGACCACCAACUGCUAAAAGGAAGACGAAUAAAAGGAUUUCUUUCAUUUCUCCAGUGCUUGUAAGAUUCUUAUGAAAGAGAGGCACUCAGGGCGUCAUGGACUCGCUUGCGUGGAGAACUCGGUUGCCAUGCACUACAAACUUGCCUUGCAGUUGUUCUUCGGUUUUAUUUUUAGUACAGCGGUCCAACAGAGAAAGGUUGUCAGGAUAAUUAGGUUGCUUCUUUUUUUUUUUUCAGCUGUGAUUGUGAUUGCUUCACUGCUGUCAUGUUUUAUCUGUCUUGAGAUAUUCCGUUUGUCUGUGAUGCUGAGGAGAAGAAUUCCAGUUACACAUCCAAAUACAAGGUUUGAUUUCAUUUACUUCAACUUGAAUCGUUUCAAAAAAGGCUCUUUGCUGCGUGUUCUUUGCAUUGACUGUGGUAGCACAUUACUGUGGCAUGGUUUACGUUCAUACAGUAGACUCGCAUAUUCAAACCAAAAAUAUUCUGUUAUCUUAUCCAGUCUUUUAUGUGUUUGCUUGCACAUGAUAAGUUACAUCUGUCAGUGUUGUCAGCAUCUCAAAGUGUUUCUUUGUGUAUUGAGAGUGAUAUUAAUCUUCUUCUUUUUUUACCUUUGAAUGUGACAAUGACAGGCCAUUUAAACUGAGCCUUUUAUUUCUACACUGUAUUAGCUGUGCAUACCUGCUACUCAAGACAAUCGAAUACACCUCUCCCUAUACACUUUUCUACUUUAACCACCUCAUUGAUGACGUGGUUUGAUAUAUAUUCCUAACCUUGAUUCACGUGCAUGUUUUUACUCGGAUGCCUUAAAAAGUAGCCUCAUAUCUUUAUGUUCACUUCAUGUUUCCGCAUGUGUUCUGUUUAUAUGCUGCUGCUGCUGUAAUGCUUUGAAUCGUGUUUCCUUUGCUCGCCUGUGUUUGUGUCUCCUGUACAUUCCUGUCGAAAGAAUCCUCAGCUGAGUCUUGGAGGUGUUCCACAUUUCUCUUUGUUGCACCUGUCUGGGAUGAUUGGUAUUUCCUACUGACAUUUUGACGGCGUCGUUACAUUUGUAACAUGCCACUUUUCAAUUUGUAUGGGGGUGAAUACAGGCAAGGAUGCUAUGAAAUGUAGAAUAUGUUUGUUAAGCUGCUGGUGACGUUUUUGAUGAAUAUUUUAAGUACAUUUUUAACCGUGUGUGCAAUUAAAAGAGGUAUACGUAUUGUA
Messenger RNA from Anarrhichthys ocellatus (wolf-eel), 5098 nucleotides. It is a transcript of the gene cgnb, whose product is annotated as cingulin b. NCBI's taxonomy places the organism in Eukaryota, Metazoa, Chordata, Actinopteri, Perciformes, Anarhichadidae. The record is from RefSeq and is a predicted model, not a curated record. The coding region runs from base 337 to 3915 and encodes 1192 amino acids. Gene Ontology annotation, biological process: microtubule cytoskeleton organization. Gene Ontology annotation, cellular component: myosin complex; bicellular tight junction. Gene Ontology annotation, molecular function: microtubule binding. The transcript has 21 exons.